Molecule: messenger RNA, 3086 nt
Organism: Pangasianodon hypophthalmus (striped catfish)
Lineage: Eukaryota; Metazoa; Chordata; Actinopteri; Siluriformes; Pangasiidae
Product: transcription factor HES-5
Exons: 2
Coding region: 28-702 (224 amino acids)
Biological process (GO): anterior/posterior pattern specification; regulation of transcription by RNA polymerase II; regulation of neurogenesis
Cellular component (GO): nucleus
Molecular function (GO): DNA-binding transcription factor activity, RNA polymerase II-specific; RNA polymerase II cis-regulatory region sequence-specific DNA binding; protein dimerization activity
Source: RefSeq, a predicted model, not a curated record
UUGUCCUCUGCUAGAAGACCACAGAGCAUGUGGCAGCCCUACAUUCCUCAUUGUGUGUCCAAGCUCUCCCAUUGGCUCCAAACUGUGAGAAACUCCAACAAGCCCAAGACCCACACAUUCAUAUGGAGAUUUGGGAGUAUAAAUAGAGGAGAUGCAGCCAGUACAAAUCACACUCACUUUACACAGAGAGAUCUACAGCACAGAGACACAGCCAUGGCACCAACCAUCACUUCAGCAAUGACCAUCUCAAACGAGCAUCUACCUCUGAACAACAAGCUGAGGAAGCCGAUGGUGGAAAAGAUGCGCAGAGAUCGUAUCAACAGCAGCAUUGAGCAGCUGAAGUCUCUCCUGGCUCCAGAGUUCCUCAACCAGGAACCUGACUCCAAGCUGGAGAAAACAGAUAUCCUGGAGAUGACAGUCAGCUUCCUGAGACGACAGCAGCAGCAGUCUGCAUUCUCCUCCAGCUCAGCAGCUGUCAAUCAAGGCUUCUCCAGAUGUGUCCAUGAGGUUGUCCACUUCCUGUCCAAAGAAGAGGUGAAGACACAGAGCCAGAGAAAACUGCUGAACCACUUCCAGAACCUGCAGCCAUCUUCAGAUGAGAACAGGAGGGAAAGAGUUCUGCCUCAGCUGAGCUCUACAGAGCAGCAGAUCAUCAGCAAAGACAAGAGUUCAGUUAAGAGCGCCCUCUGGAGGCCCUGGUAAAGAGAAGAUCAAGACUCAAAGCAGAAAACACAAGUCUAUGUGGACUGUUUAGUUUUCUUUCAACUUCUGUGUGAACAGGAUUAUAACUGAGUUGUUAAAACUUAACAUGUUAUUAUUGUCUUAUAGCAAUAGACUUAUACCUUUCUACUUUGAGAAAGAUUUUUUAAAUGAAGAUGCUGGUAGAAUCCAGCUAGGAGCAAUGUCAAGAUCUGCAGUCUUGACAAUGCAUGUUUAUGUUAAUAUAAAUAAUAUUGAUAAAUUGUUUUCAAUUCAUGACAAUUUCCAUUUUAGGAAAAACAUCGUAUGUGUUAUUCUAUAUUAGAUCAAAUAUUUGUGUUAUCCUUUUGAUUUUACAAAAUUCUGAUCAUAUUUGAUCAAGUUUGAUCACAUUUUAGGGAAUUGGUCACCAGUUAUACUGGAAAAUACACAUACUAUGUGUUCUGGUUAAAUACACUAGAAUAAAAUAAUCUAGAAAUUAUAUAAGCAUUAAAUGAAUGUGAAGAACAUUCUGAUUAAUACAGAAUUAUUAAGUUUUAAAUUUCCAUUUCUUUGAUAUGGGAUUAUAGUGUUUAUCAGUAUGUUACAUGUUGAAUUUUCAUCCUUAUUUCUCAUUUCAUUUGAGAAAUUUUAGUUUUUUUUUUUUUAACCUUAGCCAAGGUUUAUUGUGUACCUAUUGUAUGGUACUAUUAAUUAUGAAACAUACAUUUUUGCCCUUGACAGUAUCUGUUGAGACAGUUUAUGUUUAAUUCCCAUUUAUUUCUUAUUUCUAAUAUUAUCUGUAUAUUUAACAGAUUUUAGCUGUUGGAAAUGUUUCCUGUGUCUUUUGUAAAGACAAGCUCUUUAAACUCUGCUCUAUUAUGAGCACCGUGUGUGUUGAAGAAUUCUUCAAGUGACUGUUGUGAUAUAUUAUCACGUUAUAUUGCUUUAACGCUAACAAAAAGUGCAUCAGAAAGAAAAAAUAAAAAUAUGUGUAAAGUACUUUCUUAUGUGUGCUGAAUUUUGUUAUUAAACAGAACACAGAAUAUGCUUUAUUCAGACAGGACAGGAAGUAUUUAAAGGAAAUAUGUAGUAAUGCUAACUAACAUCUGUACAUUUUAAUGUCUUUGAAUAGGCCGAGUGUAAAAUAACUCAGGAGAGAAGAAUCACAGUCUCUGGUCAUUCAUGUCCUAAACUGUAUGUCUUAUUAUAAAAAAAUGAUAUGUGGAAUUUAAGUGGCCAGGAUCAGCCCUGUAAAGGUACUAUGUAGAACCAUACAGGAGAGCGUAGGUUUCUGCACAUGAAUUAGAUAUAUAAUAAUAGUAAAAUAAGCAAUAACAUUAGCAAAAAGCUGAAAAUAAAAAUAUAAAGGCUCAAAAUAUAUAAUGUAAAAAUAGACUCAAAAAUAGACUCAAACGACAGUAAUUAAAAUAGUAUAACAGCAAAGUGGCAGUGAACGUUAAGAAUUUUUCAUAUGUGGAAUAUGGAGAAUAUUAGAACUAGAUGAGCUUAUCAGAUGAUUUGGAACAUCUUUUAUUGGCUAUUCAGAGAUGUAUGAAGGUACUGUACCAUUAAGAGAUUUAAAAACUGGUAAAAAGAAAUGUUAUAGUCAAUUCUAAAGGAUACAGGCAGCCAGUAGAAUGAUGAAAAAAGCUCUGAUAUGAUUUUCUAGUUUGCAUUAAUAAAGAGAACUGAUAGUGUGGGUUAUUUUAGUGGUGUAAUGAUUUCAGUCCAUGAGACAAUUGUUUAAAUUUAGUCAGAAUGUUGCCAAAAAUAGCGAUUCCACCUUGCCUAAGAUGCAGAGUUUAUGGCUUUUCAGCACAAUUGUGAAGAAGCCUGUCAGGAUCUGGUUACCCACAGAAUCAUCAGCAUCUGAAUGGACACACUUCUAUUGUUCAGCACUUCAUCUCAAUGGGAAAAGUGUGGGAAAGCGUGAGAGAGCAGAAUCACACUUCUUAAUGGCAUCAGCAUGUUAAACCCCAAUGGACCCUAGCUAUUUGACAAAUUAAUAAAUCAGACCCCCGGUUCAUCAUGACAUGUCACCUGAGAAACCAAGUACAUAACAUGUCAAUCUGAUAAUAACAAUUUUCAGCAUAUUUAAAAAAAAAAAAAAAAAUCUAAGUUAUAAGAGACUUAAAAAAUAAUGAGUACACAGUGUACAUCUAAUAGAAAUCUUUUAAUAUGGUAUAAAAAAGGGAUAAUUCUAGCAACAUGUUCAAACUUUUCCCUCCAGAUGGUGACUGAUGUUACAAUCCACCACACAGUGUUUAGUCCUCAGUAAUGGUCCAUUCAGGUCUCUAAAGCUUUUGUACUCCACUGAUCUCAGCACAGAGGACUCAGUAUGGGAAAGCUCUAAACUCAUACUGACUGACAAAGACACGACACGAGACACAUCUGUUACAUCUGGA